Molecule: messenger RNA, 831 nt
Organism: Coniophora puteana RWD-64-598 SS2
Lineage: Eukaryota; Fungi; Basidiomycota; Agaricomycetes; Boletales; Coniophoraceae
Exons: 3
Coding region: 1-831 (276 amino acids)
Source: RefSeq, a predicted model, not a curated record
AUGGAGUCUAGACCGAUUCAGAGUUCCGGCAAUUCGGCCCGCCCACCGCUUUCAAACGAAUACCAGACUUUGGCACCGAGCCCUCGGGAGCAUGUGUCCCGCCCCAGCCCCGACUUCCCGAUCACAUCAACGCAUCGUCGUCUUCCAACAUCAACAUCGUCCAACGCACCCUAUCGUCGUCAUCCGACAUCUCCAACAUCGUCCAACAUCGUCCAACAUCGUCCAACGUUAUCGUCCAACAUCGUCCAACAUCGUCCAACAUCGUCCAACAUCGUCCAACAUCGUCGUCCAACAUCGUCCAACAUCGUCCAACAUCGUCGUCCAACAUCGUCCAACAUCGUCCAACAUCGUCGUCCAACAUCGUCCAACAUCGCCCGACAUCGUCCGAUAUCUUCGGACGUCAUCCAGCAUUGUCCAACACCCAUAGCUAACAGCGCCAAGGCUGAUCAGAUUUGCUGGCUGAGUAUGACCACAUCGAGGCUCAUCCCGACCCCAACCCUGCACAUGUAUAGCGUGUUGGUGUGGGCGGAAGGAUUCAUCACCUCACGCUCGGAGGCUUCGCGCUCGUCACGGACCUGGUGUACGUCCCGCAGCCCGUGGGCCAUGUUCGACCCCGCCCCGCCUAACUACCAUACCGCCGUCGUCUCAAGCCGGUGGCUGCACGCAGCGAUGCGCCUGCCAGUACACCUCACUUUGCCCGAGAAGUUCUCGCCCCCGAUGCCGCUGCCGGACCCGCCGCUGCUCCCGCCGAUCGUGCUGCACAACAAGAGGCUCGAGACAGUCUAUGACGGCAACGGGCAACGGGCCGAGCACUAUCGAGACGUUGAAUAA